This is a messenger RNA of Hordeum vulgare subsp. vulgare (domesticated barley), 1120 nucleotides long. RefSeq lists its product as uncharacterized. The transcript has a single exon. NCBI's taxonomy places the organism in Eukaryota, Viridiplantae, Streptophyta, Magnoliopsida, Poales, Poaceae. The record is from RefSeq and is a predicted model, not a curated record. The coding region runs from base 1 to 1059 and encodes 352 amino acids.
AUGCCUAAGCGAAGAUGGCAGGGCGACGAGGUUCAGCCCAACUACCACGACCGCGGCGCUAUCAAACCCAAGAGCAUCUAUCUUGUUCUAGAUGACUGGCACGGGGGCUUCACCAUUCGCAAGCUUGAUGCUGACAGUCCUGACCUGAGCGCGCCCCCUGUCUUCCGGCUAGCGUCGCCUCUGAACAACCAUGCCAUGGACUUUGCCGCUCUGGGCAGCAACAUUAUAGCCACCAGCAACCAAUGUGCUGCAACUCUAGUCUUUGACACGGAAGCAGACGCGCUGGCCAUCGGCAAUCCCCUCCCGGAUGCACUCCUCAGUUCCCUCAACUUCUUUGUCACAGCUGACGACAUGUUAUUUGCGUUUGCCUACUACUUCACGUCGCGGCCUCCCUCCUUCGAAGUCAUGACCACCGCCAAGGAGGACGAGGUGCGCUCUUUGUGCCCAAGCACUGACUGGUCCUGGAAAAGCAUCCCGGCUCCCUUCACCAAGCAUCAAAGGAUUGUAUCCUACGCCCUUCACCGGGACAGACGCACCAUAUUUGUGUCUGUGCAUGACCGAAAUGGCAGCGGCACCGGCACGUUCUCCUUUGACAGCGAGAACCGUGAGUGGAGGCGCCAUGGGGAAUGGAUGCUCCCUUUCCACCGCCAAGGUUACUUCGACGCAGACCUAGAUGCAUGGGUUGGGUUACACCCGGAUGGCUACAUCUGCUCCUGCCAACUUCCCCCCCUAAGCACCACCACCACCAUGCAGCAGCCUAGCUGGAAGAUUUCCUAUGAGCAAAACCUGUGGAGCCCAAUACAUCAACCGUCUAAAUCCGAAGGGGCUAGUCUCACAUACUUGGGCAACUCCAAGUUUUUCCUUGUUGAUUGCGACGUGGCAGAUGGAUUUGAGUUCCAGGAUGCCUUUAAUGACCCUCAUGGCUUCGUUCUCAACAUGACCACGUUUCGUCUCAAGUACAAUCAUGAGGGCAAGCUGAGAAUCAUCGACAGAAACACUACCUCUUGUCCUGUCUCUAGGCAACUCUCGUCUUUUUCUCCCGUAGCGUUCUGGAUGUAGCUAGCAAGGGAAAAAAAUGCACCUUCUGUUUUCAUUUAUUUAGCUGUAUAUCAUGCAUACC